Molecule: messenger RNA, 721 nt
Organism: Canariomyces notabilis
Lineage: Eukaryota; Fungi; Ascomycota; Sordariomycetes; Sordariales; Chaetomiaceae
Exons: 2
Coding region: 208-660 (150 amino acids)
Source: RefSeq, a predicted model, not a curated record
CAAAGUGGCAAUUGAUCUUGCGGCUUUCCUGCAGGUUGGCUGGUGUAUGCGCUUGGGUGUAUAUAAAAGGUAUUACUCUACACCAUGGCGCUGGUUCCAUCUCUCAGAGGCUCUACCUAUCAGUAGAGGUAGGCACCAUCUUACAAUAACGUUAUCCCUUGAGACGUCGCUCCGGUAGAGAUGCAUAGUAGUACAUAGGACUUUGAGAUGUCUUGGGCAAAAUUCUUUGGUUAUACGAAGUACGAAGUACAUACUGUACAUAACGUACCCACAGUACAUACGAUGCACACGAUGUUGUGCUGGUACUCUCCGUACAAAGACUUGUCUCCAGAUUCUGUAGCCAAGUCACAAAAUCGCAGAUAUAAUCACGGAUUCCAACGAUUCUACGUGUACAUACCUCCGUACAGUGUCGAAAGUGUGUUCUUGAUCUUCAACAACGACUUGAUGGAACUACUCAGACGUGCAGUGCGUGCAUGCAGAUUAAGUGGAUCCAGCGCCGCUCCUUGGGCGACAAGCCAAGCCAUCCCGGUCUUCUGGAACGGGGGCUGGCGGACCGGGCGGUCGGCAACGAGCAAGGUUGUGGUUGCACCUCACUUGCUACUCUCACAAUGGGCACCUCCUACACCCUUUUUACUUGUACAGUACGAGUAUAAUACAUGAUUGGAUUGCCUCGAAGCAGGACGAGUCGCUCUCAAGUACAGUACAGUACAUUACUACGCGC